This is a messenger RNA of Quercus lobata, 1150 nucleotides long. RefSeq names its product TMV resistance protein N-like. Bases 149 to 1150 code for a protein of 333 amino acids. The transcript has a single exon. Lineage: Eukaryota; Viridiplantae; Streptophyta; Magnoliopsida; Fagales; Fagaceae. The record is from RefSeq and is a predicted model, not a curated record. Gene Ontology annotation, biological process: defense response. Gene Ontology annotation, molecular function: ADP binding.
UUGACACAAAAAAUUAUUGUUCUAUAUUCCUGGCAGGAAGGAGUCAACAAUUAUUGAGGAGAUUGCCAGAAAAUUAAUUGGUGACUUGCAUUAUUCAUACUCAGGUGUUCAUGAGGAUCUUGUUGGAAUACAAUCUCGUGUGGAGGAAAUGGAGAAUUUAUAUUUAAGCAUGGGGUUGAAUGAUGUUCUCUUUAUAGGGAUUUGGGGAAUGGGUGGAAUCGGUAAAACAACUAUUGCACAAGUUCUAUAUGAUAGAAUCCGUUAUCAUUUUGCUGGCAGUAGUUUUCUUGCAAAUGUUAGAGAAAAAAGUGGAAAUGGUGGUCUAGUUACUUUACAGAAACAACUUCUUUCUGAUAUCUUGUUUGAAAAAAAUAUUGAUAUUUGGGAUGUUCAGUGGGGAAUCAAUUUGAUAAGGAAUAGAUUAUGUCAUAAAAGGGUUCUUGUCAUUCUUGAUGAUGUGGAUCAACCUGAACAAUUAAAAGCUUUAGCAGGCAAGCGAAGUUGGUUUGGUCUAGGGAGUAUGAUCAUUAUAAUAAGUAGGGAUCAACAUUUGUUAAUUAGACAUGAAGUGGCUAAACAAAAAAUAUACAAGGCUAAGAUAUUGAAUAAUGAUGAAGCUCUUAAGCUUUUUAGUCUGAAAGCCUUCAAGCAAGACAAUCCUUUAGAAGGUUACGAGGUGCUAUCUAAAAAAUUUAUACGUUAUGCUCAAGGCCUUCCAUUAGCACUUGAAGUUUUGGGCUCCUUCAUGUUUCGCAGAAAUCUAGAUGCUUGGGAAUCUGUACUAGGUAGACUAAAUGAAAGUCCGGAAAGGAAAAUCCUGGAUGUGCUCCAAAUAAGUUUCGAUGGCCUAAAGAUAACAGAGCAAAAACUAUUUUUGGAUAUUGCUUGUUUCUUCAAAGGAAUGGCUAAAUAUCGUGUAGCAAAUAUACUACAAACUCUCCAUUACAAGCCAUACAUUGAUAUAGAUGUUCUUGUAGAAAAAUCUCUUAUAACCAUCUCAGCUGAUGGAAUGUUGUGGAUGCAUGAUUUACUACAAGAAUUGGGUAAGGACAUUGUUCGUUGUGAAUCUCCUAAUGAGCCUGGUGAACGUAGUAGGUUGUGGUUGAAGGAGGAUGCCCUUCAUCUACUAAUAAAUAGUUCAGUAAGUUGA